Molecule: messenger RNA, 402 nt
Organism: Postia placenta MAD-698-R-SB12
Lineage: Eukaryota; Fungi; Basidiomycota; Agaricomycetes; Polyporales; Adustoporiaceae
Exons: 4
Coding region: 1-402 (133 amino acids)
Source: RefSeq, a predicted model, not a curated record
AUGUACAAAUACAAGAGUAGAGUCUCUACAAUCGACCGAGCGACAUCGCUGGAGGUAUCGCUGAUAGGGUGGGUAAACACUGUAGCGCACGUACAGAUCAAGAAAGCAACAGCGGCAAAGCAAGGUAGCGGUAUGAAAGGGGUAUCUGACGACACUGUCGUCGAGGAAGAGGCAGAAGCUGUGGUGACAGACGAGCUUGGCGCGCGUGAACUUGUCAGCCUUGCGGAAGACGAGGACGAGAAGGAGUUGGAGAUGGUGGACGUAGACUCUACACGAUUCGACGUGGGGCUAAGCACGCUCGAGGGAACGGGAAGUGCAGAGGUGUCGCUGGCGAUGGGCGAUGAGAGGCUACCCGACAUAGAUGUAAGACUGUUGACGAGCCCAAGGUCAGACGUUCAGUGA